Molecule: messenger RNA, 1245 nt
Organism: Schistocerca piceifrons (Central American locust)
Lineage: Eukaryota; Metazoa; Arthropoda; Insecta; Orthoptera; Acrididae
Gene: mRpL19
Product: 39S ribosomal protein L19, mitochondrial
Exons: 6
Coding region: 77-997 (306 amino acids)
Biological process (GO): translation
Cellular component (GO): mitochondrial large ribosomal subunit; ribosome
Molecular function (GO): structural constituent of ribosome
Source: RefSeq, a predicted model, not a curated record
GUUUGAACUCAUUGUAAUUAUAAGAUCUUUGAUGUAGUAUGUAAACAAUUCGGUGUGGAAGGUACUAGGUAGCGUCAUGAGCAUGGCGUGUAGAUUGAGUUCGAGAUAUGCUAAACACUUAUUCCAGCCACGCUGUUGUGUCACAGGUGCUCAACAGCAACAAAAGCGGUCUGGAGUAACAGUGAUUCAGGAUGUCUUGAAAUCAGAAAAACCUGUCACAACAGGCAGGGAGUCGUUAGAAGGUCGCUCUGGGGAAGGUGUGGACUAUAGAUUGAUAUACCCAGAAUUUCUGCCAGAUCCUGAUAUGAAGAAAAGAAAUCAAAUUCGUGAAAAGCUGGAAAGAAUGGACAUGCUAAGCCGUAGAAAUAAUAUUGACAUACCUGAAUUUUAUGUUGGAAGCAUAAUGGCUGUCACAACAUCUGAUCCUCAUGCACAGAAUAAAGUUAAUCGGUUUGUUGGCAUAUGUAUCAGCAGAAGUGGAUGCGGCCUAAGAGCGUCAUUCAUUCUUAGGAAUGUUGUUGAUCAUCAAGGUGUGGAGAUAAUGUAUGACAUGUACAACCCAACUAUUCACAAAAUUGAAGUUUUAAGACUUGAAAAACGAUUGGAUGAGGAGUUGUUUUAUUUGAGAGAUGCACUACCAGAAUACAGCACAUUCUCAUUUAACAUGGAGGCUGAAGUGCUACCAGAAGGGGCACCUGUGCCAAUAAACCCACUGAAGGUAAAAUUAAAGCCACGCCCAUGGCAUGAUCGCUGGGAAAGAAAAGAUUUGAAAGGUGUAGAGAGCCUUGAUAUACCAGAGAAACAUAUUAAGCGUGCUGCCGAGUUGGCUACACCCUGGGAAAAGUAUGAUCUGAUGAAACAAUACAGGGCAACUAUACCAGAAGAAGAACAGAGGGAAAUAUUUUCAGAAAUUCAGUCAGAGCUACAUAAAUUGGAGAUUAGUCGUAGAAGAAUAAAGAGAACAAGAACAUUUGUUAAACCUAAAAAGAAAGCUUGAAGAGAAACUGUUUGUAAACAAAAAUUCUGUAGCUGCAAAAUAAAAAUGUGGUCCACUGUAUAUAAUUAAUAUGUUCAACAUUGUUUUUGUGGCACUUUGCUAAUAUUCAAGAUUUUGUCUAUUUCGAUUCUACAGAAACAAAAACAAACAAAAUUGUUAUUUUUAUGAAAUGGAUGUUUUUAAUUUAAUUUAUUACUUGUAACAAUAAUAAGUUUUAUGCUGAUCUAUAAAUCAUUGUGAUUUCUUUA